UUUUUCUUUGUUCUCAGACUAGCAAAUGCAAAGCCAGCCAACAGCAAACGGUCUUGGCGGACAGCUUCCCGCCUUCCCGUCGGACGCCAGUCCCACCACUGGCGCUGCUCCGUCCACCGCGACUCCCGCUACUGACGCUAGCAGUAGUACGCAUCCCAACACUACUCGCGCGGCUCAAGCGAUGCAGCUGGCCCCGCAGCCCGGAUCGCUGCUUGCUGCUGCUGCUGCUGCUGGGUUUCAUGGCUUUGGCGCGACGUACGCCCUCCCAGCCCAGCCCAUACCUCUCGACAGUGGUCCAUCACUAGUGCCUGCUGGCUUUACGACUCUCGAGGCGCUCGCUGCGGCGGGUCUGCCUGGGUCGACGAUGCCAACGACAACAACCGCCACCAUGCCGCUGGCUGGCAAUCCAUUGCAGGGCGACUACAGCUUUGUGACGUCAUACGAUCCGGUGCUGCUCGAGGCGUUGAACAAGUCGCGCAAGGACCACUUGUUUCUGGCCCAGAUUGAAGAGCGCUUGGUCGAGUGGAUGCGCGCGCCGCCGUCGCCCCAGUCCAAUUCGCUGCGCUUGGACGUUGCGCGCAUGUCGUCGUACCAUCGCAAGCUCGUCCACCAAACCGCCGUCCAGUUUGGCAUCACGGACCGACGAGUGGAAGACACAACCAUGGUACUGACGCGAGAUGCGCACUCGCAUCUCCCCGAGCACACGUUCCAGGAAGUCUUCUCUGCCCAGCUCUGGCUGCGACAGCAACAGCAGCAACAACAGCAGCAGUGGCAGACUCCCACCUUCCCAAUGCACAUGGCGCCGCAGCACAUGCUACCGCAGCAGCAGUUCCACCCAUCACAACAGCCGCACCCGCAGCUAUGGCAGCAUUCGACCAUGCCACUCCACCAGCAGUUCCAGCCGCCGAGGCCACAAUCCCUCUCCCCAUACCAGCAAGCCCACCAGCCCUCCCAGCCGCUGCAAUCCACCCUUGGGCUGGGUGCACGGCCACAGCACGGUGCCGUCCAAGAUGGCACGCCAUCGUCUGCGCCUGUCGACGAGUCAUCCCUUCCCGGCGACGCGGAAGCUACACCCACUGCAGCCCCCGUGCCGGCUGUUGGAAGCUUUAAAAUCAUGCGACGUGAUCGAUCUGCUGCUGCCUCAGGCUCGGGCCCCAGCACUGGCAGCUCGCCGGUCGAUUCGAGCAAGAAGGAGCGCCGCGCAAUGACCCCCGAGGAGCGCACUGCCGAGUACGAGCGGGCUCGUGCGCGCAUUUUUGAGCAGAGCAAGGCUGCAGAUGCGUCGUCCGCGGCGGCGACCUCGGCGGUCGAUGAAACCCAACCGACCACAGCUGCGACCGGCGCGUCUGGACAGCAAGUCGCCGCAACCACCACCACCACCACCACCACUGGGACAGCACGCCCCGUGUUCUCCUACGCUCAAGCAGCGCGAGGACCCGUGGUCAAUCCGCCGCCUGCUACUGACGCAGCCCGAACUGAGGCCGCGCCCAAGGAAUCGAUGGCUGCUCAAGUGAUAAACCAGCUCCGAACUGAAGCUGAGCAAGACGAAGAAGCUGGCGGGGAUGACGUCUUCCGUCGCCCGCCCAUUUCGCAAAACCGUGGACUGUUUGAUCCCAACGCCCCAUCCAGUCACAGCAAUCGCUCGUUCCACUACCAGCAGCAGCAGCAACAGCUCCUCGACCAAUAUCAGCAAGCCUUCGAUCCUAGGUAUGGCCAGCCACCGUCCGGUCGCCCUAUGGCACCCACUGCUAGCGCAGGACUGCUCGGUGAUGCGCCGCCCCUGAAUCCGUACUUUCAUCCCAGCGCGGCAGCCAGCGGCUAUGCCAACUUUCAAUAUCAACAGCAGCCACAUCCAGCACUGUAUGCUGCCUCCGCCAACUACGCCAGCACCUAUCGUCCGCAAGCGCCUGCCCAUUUCCAAGGCCAGCAUUCGACAAUGCCGCUGCAACCUGUGCAGCUGCCCCCUGGCUUCCACUAUGUGUCUUCGCCGCCGCAAUCUCAGCCUCCCCAUUCUUCGUCGCGAGGCACCCCACCGCAUCAGCCAUAGUUUGUGAGAGAGGUGGAAGAAGGGAGGAAGCUAGUUUUUUGUUUUUGGUUUGUUCUUUUUUUUUUUGUGUUUGUGUGUUUUU
Molecule: messenger RNA, 2129 nt
Organism: Capsaspora owczarzaki ATCC 30864
Lineage: Eukaryota; Filasterea; Ministeriida; Capsasporidae
Exons: 1
Coding region: 26-2047 (673 amino acids)
Molecular function (GO): nucleic acid binding
Source: RefSeq, a predicted model, not a curated record